This is a messenger RNA of Megalobrama amblycephala (Wuchang bream), 4734 nucleotides long. RefSeq lists its product as uncharacterized. Gene Ontology annotation, biological process: DNA integration. The record is from RefSeq and is a predicted model, not a curated record. Gene Ontology annotation, molecular function: nucleic acid binding; zinc ion binding. The coding region runs from base 386 to 4318 and encodes 1310 amino acids. NCBI's taxonomy places the organism in Eukaryota, Metazoa, Chordata, Actinopteri, Cypriniformes, Xenocyprididae. The transcript has a single exon.
GUAUUUUGUUAAUGCUGUUAUUUAACUACAUUUCCCAUGAUGCACAUUGUUACAUGUGUUUCCGGAAAAAGUUCCGGUGUGUGAUCUCUCUCCAACACCUGUGAGUAAACGAGCGGUCACGUUAAGUGUGUGUAUGUGUCAUCCUUCCCUGCACGCGCCGUUAUAAUCUCCUAAAAAUACACAAUAAAGUGGCGACGAGGAUCUCGUUAUUCUGCGUGUGUUGUGAAGAUGCGGAAAUGAAGCGGCUUGACGGCGACAUCGCUGAAAAACGCGAAAUAAUACGAGUCUGCUGUUAAUCCACGUCUGAACUGAAAAAAAGGGGGAGGAAAGACGACGAUUCAGAUAAGUGACUGAAUUGAUUGUUAAACGGCAGAGAACGGCAAAAAUGGCAUCAGUUUUUGGAAAUAUGGGUCCUUUUGAUGAAAGCAAUGAGCAGUGGAGUUCUUACACAGAACGAUUUGAGUACUUUGUAGCAGCGAAUGCUAUUACUGAAGAGAAAGUUGUACCCACAUUUUUAAGUGUGAUGGGACCAAAAACAUAUACACUACUGCGUAACCUCCUGCAACCAGAAAAACCUGGAGAGAAAACGUAUGAUCAAAUAGUGAGCACUCUUAAAGCGCAUUUCUCUCCAAAACCCUUAGUAAUAGCAGAGCGAUUUCGGUUCCACAGACGAAAUCAGCUAGAAGGGGAAACUGUGACAGUGUUUGUGGCAGUGCUAAAAAAAUUAGCUGAACACUGCGAAUUUGGUGAUGUGCUCAACGAUACACUUCGGGACAGAUUGGUAUGCGGACUCCGCUGCGAGGGCAUACAGAAAAGGCUGUUAACCGAGAGCAACCUGACACUACAAAGAGCAAUUGAGCUGAGUGUGUCUAUGGAAUUGGCUGCUAAGGAAGCCCAGCAAUUGAGCUCAAACAGUAAAGUGUACAAGAUGGAGACUGAAAAACAAACUGAAAAUAAAGGCCCAUGUUUCCGUUGUGGCAAGACUGGACACUCACCUGUUUCAUGCUGGUUUAAGGAUACGGAAUGCCGCAGCUGUAAGAAAAAGGGACACAUCGAGCGUGCAUGUAGAAAUAAAACAGAAAAGAAAAAAAUACAGCCGAAACCAGUAUUCAGAAGGAAACAAAAGAAACGCAUAUUUGCAGUCGGGCAGGAAAACAAAGAGGGUACGGAAACAUCUGAUGAGGAAUUUCUCUUGCAUGUGCUCACCGUUGCAGGUGGAACCAAGGCUUAUAAGGUCACAGCGCUGCUGGAAGGACAACCAGUGAAAAUGGAGAUUGACACUGGUGCAGCUGUGUCGCUGGUGUCGGAUGCGAUAUACAGCGAAAUGCUGAGCCACCUGCCACUCAAACCACCUGAUGUAGUCCUUAAAACUUAUACUGGGGAAUCAGUGACCAUGAAAGGACUCACCCAAGUAACAGUUGAACUGAAUGGACAAACAAAAAAACUGCCAUUGUAUGUGGUCGUGGGUGAUUACCCCUCGUUGAUGGGUCGUUCCUGGCUGGAGCAACUCAAGGUGGACUGGCCAGCCAUACAUAUGGUGACACCUAAAACACUGGAUCUUGAAGGUGUUCUUCAAAAACACACUGAAGUUUUCAAACAGGAGUUAGGCAGCAUGGAAGGAAUCAAAGUGAAAUUGACUGUGGAGCCAGGAAGCCAGCCAAAGUUCUUAAAGUCCCGGCCCCUGCCAUAUGCACUCAAACCUAAAGUGGAGGCGAGCUUAGCUGAACUUGUGAAGAAUGGUGUGCUGGAACCAGUCAGUGUGAGUAAGUGGGCAACACCCAUUGUUCCAGUUAUAAAGAAGGAUGGAGGCAUAAGGAUCUGCGGCGAUUUUAAAGUCACUGUAAAUCCAGUGUUGUCAGCAGAGCAAUACCCCUUGCCCCACAUUAAUGACCUUUUUGCUGGGCUGACAGGAGGGCAAAAAUUCAGCAAAAUUGAUCUCAACCAAGCAUACCUACAGAUGCAUGUGGAGGAACAGUCCAGAGAACUUCUCACCAUCAAUACACACAAAGGCCUAUUUCGUUACAAACGCUUACCGUUCGGAAUUACCUCGGCUCCAUCCAUUUUUCAGCGAGCGAUGGAUCAGAUUCUUGCAGGACUUCCAGGAGUUGUGUGUUAUCUAGAUGACAUUCUAGUGACUGGCACGAAUGAAGAGUCACACUUACAGCACCUGGAUGCUACCCUCGAGAGACUGAAAGAGUACGGAUUGAGAGUGCGCAAGGAUAAAUGUGAAUUUUUCCAGUUUUCAGUCGAGUAUCUAGGCCAUGUCAUUGAUGCCUCCGGUCUGCAUACGUCCCCAUCCAAAGUUAAGGCCAUUGUGGAUGCUCCAGUGCCCAAAAAUGUCAGCCAGUUGCGGUCUUUCCUCGGCUUACUUAAUUAUUAUGGGCGAUUCAUCCCAAAUAUCGCGACGCUGCUGAAACCUCUCCACAAACUGUUGUGUCAUGAGAAUAAUUGGAAGUGGACCUCUGAAUGCCAGGAGUCGUUCAUAAGAGCAAAGGAGACACUUUUAAGGUCAAAUGCCCUCACUCAUUUUGACCCUGCUCUUCCUAUCCAGCUGGCUUGCGAUGCUUCCCCUUAUGGUGUGGGAGCUGUCUUGUCCCACAUCAUGCCUAAUGGUCAAGAGAGGCCAAUUGCGUUUGCUUCCAGGAGUCUGAGCAAAGCAGAAGCAAACUAUGCUCAGAUUGAGCGAGAAGCAUUGAGCAUUGUGUUUGGAGUGCGUAAGUUUUAUCAGUAUAUUUUUGGUAGGAAGUUCACGUUACUGACCGAUCAUCGCCCUCUCACGGCUAUUUUUGGCCCACACCAUGGCAUUCCCUCUCUUGCUGCCAGUAGGAUGCAAAGGUGGGCCUUGUUGUUAUCUGCUCACACCUAUGACAUCAAGUACCGGAAGUCGAAAUUGCAUGGGAAUGCGGACGGUCUGUCCAGGUUGCCUCUCACAGACAGAGUAAAGGAGGCACAGGUGGCUGAAAUCUUUUACUUCAGCCAGGUGGAAAGGGCCCCAGUGACAGCCGCGCAAGUACGCAAGGGCACACGAAAUGACCCUGUCCUGUCAAAAGUCAUGGAUAUGGUCAUGACAGGCAAAGGGGAGAACGAUGAUCUGGAGCUAAAACCAUACGUCUCUCGACGUCAUGAACUUUCAGUGCAGUCAGGCUGCUUAUUAUGGGGAAGGAGAGUGAUUAUUCCCCCGGCUUUGCGUAAGCCAGUGCUUAAACAGCUGCAUGUAGGACACUGUGGAAUGGUCCGCAUGAAGGAGAUUGCCAGGAGCUUCUUCUGGUGGCCAGGAGUGGAUGGCCAAAUAGAGGAAAAAGCAAGGAUGUGUACCUCAUGCCAGCGCAUACGUAAUGUACCACAACUUGCACCGCUGCACCCAUGGGAGUAUCCUGAAAAACCAUGGCAUCGCAUUCAUGUUGAUUUUGCAGGCCCAGUUGAGGAGAAAAUGCUGUUGGUGGUCAUGGAUGCACACAGUAAGUGGCCUGAGGUGGCCAUUAUGAAAUCUACUUCAGCUGAGAAGACCAGUGAGAAGCUGGGAGAAAUUUUCAGUAGAUUUGGAUCACCAGUGCAGCUUGUGUCAGAUAAUGGCCCCCAAUUUACAUCCCACGAGAUGGCCACAUUUCUACUAGCAAAUGGUGUACAGCAUAUCACGUCAUCACCCUACCAUCCUGCAACAAAUGGGUUAGCAGAGAGGUUUGUUCAAACCAUGAAACAUGCCUUGAAAGCUUCUCUUGGACAGGGCACAUUUCAUCAACGCCUUCAUAGCUUCUUGCUGUGCUAUCGUAGUACUCCGCACGCAACUACCAAAGUGUCGCCAGCGUAUUUGUUGUUCAACAGAGAGCUCAGAACAAGCUUUGAGCUGCUUAAGCCAGCAACACUCAAAGAAACUGUCUUGCGGCAACAAAAGAGUCAGGUACAGCGAAGGAACCUGCGAGCCAAGGACAGAAACUUUUCAACAGGCUCACCAGUGCUGGCCCGGAACUAUGGCAGUGGUCCGAAAUGGGUUCCGGCUACUGUGGAGGCCCAGACGGGCCCAGUGUCGUACAAGGUCAAGACUGCUGACAAUCUUUCCUGGAGGAGACACACUGAUCAGUUGCUGGGUGGAGCCAGCACAGUCACAGAUCUUCCUAAAUUCACUGAUGUCACCGAGCAAAUAGACGACACUUCGCCAACUUCAGUAGUCUCCACCACUGAGCCUAUUGUGACCUCAAAUUGUCCAUUUGUUGAAGAACCAUCGUCACCGGUUGUUCUGACAGAAAAUGGAAACUCAGUAGGUCGCCGGUAUCCAGUAAGGGAGCGGCGUCCACCUCAGCGUUUAUUGGAUUACACUUAGUUAAGGGCUACCCUUAUUGCUUCGGGGCAGAAUAAUCCCCUAAGGGUAAGCUAGGGUCUGAGGUAGUCUACCCUCAUUCCCAGGGAAAUAGUUGUUAUUUUAAAUAAGGAUUCAACAUGAAAGACUCAAUGUUCACGUAAAAAAAAAAAAAAAAAAAAAAAAAAAAAAGUCUAUGUUAUAGAUAUGUUGAAAAGAGAGACUGCAUUUUAUAAAUUCAUGAUUUCAGUUGGCACAGUUUAAUUUGUAAUCUUUGUGUUAUACCUCAAAGAGUAAGAGGGGAGGAAAUGUUGUGUAUUUUGUUAAUGCUGUUAUUUAACUACAUUUCCCAUGAUGCACAUUGUUACAUGUGUUUCCGGAAAAAGUUCCGGUGUGUGAUCUCUCUCCAACACCUGUGAGUAAACGAGCGGUCACGUUAA